AGUCCUGCUGAAGUUCACAAUCUCCCAGCCCGAGAGGCUCAUGAAAGAUAAACCGACAAGAAAAUCCAGUUCUGUCAGCACUCAAAUUCUGUCCAAGGGUCAUGAGGACUCGAAACGUCAACUCUUUUCUUCUCCGCCGAUGCUGCCAGACCUGCUGAGUUUUUCCAGGUAAUUCUGUUUUUGUUAAGAAAAUCCAGUUCGGGUUUUCUCUACUCUAUUAACCAAAGGUGAAACAUAGGUGCACAUUCUCUCCUCUUCCUGCUUCACUUCCUGUAGGGACUGAAAACCAAGUGAGGAGAUGGAACUGUAAUAUCAGGCAUUCUGCUGAGAGGGUUGGUAUCAUGAGUAUAAGAAAUUGGAAGAGAAGGAGUCUAUUCAGUCCCUCAAAGCUACCCCACCAUUCAACACGAUUAUGGGGCUGAUCUCCUGCAUCAAAUCCACUUUCCAGGCUGCUCCCCAUAUCCCUUGAUUCCCUGAGAGACCAAAAGGAUCUGUCCCGGAGUUGAAUAUAUUCAAUGACUGACACUCCACAACCGUCUGGGAUAUAGAAUCCCAAAGAUUCCCAACUAUCUGAGGGACGUCAUUUCUUCACAUGGAAGGAGCUCAUUAGUUUGUGCUGAGACUCAGCGUUCCUGAAGGCAUGGACUGGACAUUAACCUUGUGGAACAUUCCAUUACUUCGGGAAGCUCUUUAAUCCUGACAGUUCCCAGCAAGGGCGCGCUGAGAAGGAUUGCAUCGUACCAAGACAGAGAGGAUAGACACUGCAGAUAGAUCCUGACCGUCACCCAAGGAACAACUGCACAACUGUGGGAAGACAUCCAGUCCUUUCAUAGCAUUGCUCAACACAGAGAAGGUUGGGCAGUGAAACCAUCACCUGGAAAUCGGUCGGGUCAGGGGAGCUUUGACAUACCAUCAGAUCUGAAACUGGUCAGUGGUGCCGAGUCUUCCAUCAGAACCAACCUUUCUGAAGGUUCGGCUGUGGGCGAUCGGUCAGGGUGAGGCUGGGAAGAAGUGUGAGUGGCUCCAAGUGUGGCGAGAGCUUCAAUCAUUCAUCGAGCCUCAUGAACCACUGACUCAUUCCUACAGGUGAGAGGCUGCUCGACUGUGAGGUGUAUGCAGAGGGCUCCACAGACUCACACGAUCUGCUGAUAGCAAGGUAGAACUGUUCUGACCACUGUGAACACAAGGGGAGCUAUAUGGAACAGAAACCAUACAAGUGUGUAGUUUGAGAUAAAGCUUUUUUGGUGCCUUCGAACUCCCUGCGACAUCAGAAGAAUCCCACCAGGGACAAACCCUUCAGGUGUGAUAUUUGUGAGAUGGCUUUUACACAGUCGUCUGAUCUCCUAAGGCACCAGAGUAUUCACACAGAGGAGAAACCAUCUACAUGCGAAGUGUAUGACAAACCAUUCUCAGGGUCAUCGUCCCUCCACGUACAUCAACAGAUUCAGACCAGGGAGAAACAAUUCAUGUGUGAGGUGUGCAACAAAUCAUUUUUUGAGCCAUCGACUCUCCGCAAGCAUCAACGCAUUCACACUGGAGAGAAGCCAUUUACAUGCGAGUUGUGCAACAAAUCAUUCUCACAGGCAUGGACCCUCCGUCUACACCAACAUAUUCACACUGGAGAGAAACCAUUCACGUGCGAGGUGUGCAACAAGUCAUUUUCGCAGUCAUCGACCCUCCGUGUUCACCAACACGUUCACACAGGGGAGAAACCAUUUCCAUGCAGAUUAUGCAACAAGUCAUUCCCAAGUUCAUCGCAAUUUCUCAUGCACCAGAACAUACACACUGGGGAGAGACCAUUCACGUGUGACGUGUGCAACAAAGCAUUCUUGAACUCAUCAACACUCUAUCACCAUCAACGCAUUCACACAGGGGAAAAACCAUUCACAUGUGAGGUGUGCAACAAAUCAUUCUCCAAAUCGUCGAACCUCCUCACACACCAACGCAUUCACACAGGGGAGAAACCAUUCACAUGCGAGUUAUGCAACACAUCAUUCUCACACUUGACGAGCCUCCGCAUUCACCAACACGUUCACACUGGGGAGAGACCAUUCACAUGUGAUGUGUGCAACAAAUCAUUCUUGAACUCAUCUUCCCUCCAACAACACCAACGUAUUCAUACAGGGGAGAAACCAUUCACGUGUGAGGUGUGCGACAAGUCAUUCUCACGGUUAGCGAGCCUCCGUGUACACCAACGCAGUCACACAGGGGAGAAACCAUUCACGUGUGAGGUGUGCAACAAGUCAUUCUCGCAGUUAGCGAACCUCCGCAAACAUCAACGCAGUCAUACAGGGGAGAAACCAUUCACAUGCGAGGUGUGCGACAAGUCAUUCUCGCAGUUAGUGCACCUCCGCAUACACCAACGCAUUCACACAGGGGAGAAACCAUUCACAUGCGAGGUGUGCAACAAGUCAUUCUCGCAGUUAGCGAGCCUCCGCAUCCACCAACGCAUUCACACAGGGGAGAAACCAUUCACAUGUGAGGUGUGCGACAAGUCAUUCUCACAGUUAGCGAGCCUCUGCAUGCACCAACGCAUUCACACAGGGGAGAAACCAUUCACGUGUGAGGUGUGCGACAAGUCAUUCUCGAAUUCAUUGCAAUUCCUCAUGCACCAACACAAACAUACUGGGGAGAAACCAUUCAUAUGUGAGGUGUGCAACAAAUCAUUCUUAAACUCAUCAUCCCUCCACACACACCAACGCAUUCACACAGGGGAGAAACCAUUCACAUGCAAGGUGUGUGACAAAUCAUUCUCGCAGUUAGCAACACUCCACAUACACCAACGCAUUCACACAGGGGAGAAACCAUUCACAUGCAAGGUGUGCGACAAAUCUUUUACGCAGUCAUCAAACCUCCGUGCUCACCAACGCAUUCACACAGGGGAGAAGCCGUUUGUAUGCAAGGUGUGUGACAAAUCAUUCUCGCAGUUGGCGACCCUCCGCAACCACCAACGCAUUCACACAGGAGAAACCAUUCGCAUGUGAGGUGUGCGAAAAUCAUUCUUGCAGUUAACGAGCCUCUUGGUCCAUCGGAGGAUUGACACAGGAGAAAACCUUUAGCUGUGAGGUGCGUGACAAGGCUUUCACACAGUCAUCUUCUGGUCCAUCAAUGCACGCACACAGGGGAGAAACCCUAUCAGUGUGAAUUGUUAAGCCUGCACACCUCCUGGAACAUCAGCAAAUCCACGUGGGAUUCACCUUCCGAGACACCAGAGGAUCCACAUGGGAGAAACUCUUCAGGUGUGAGGUGUGUGACCGAGCCUUCACACAGUCAGCAAACCUCCACAUACACCAGCCUGUUCGUAUAAAGGAGUAACCCACCAAUUGUGAAUUGUGUGGUAAAGCUUUCUUGAUAACUUUGACCCUUCCUGGACGCCAGCAGAAACUCUUCAGGUGCAAUGUUUGUGCCCAAUCCUCCGAUCUCCUGAAGCACCAGUGGAUCCACACUGGUGAGAACCCAUUCAGGUGUGAGGUGUGUGAUAAGUGUCAUGAAAAUAUAAUAAUUUCCAUUAUAUUAUUGUGAUUUAUUGUAAAGGUAGGUUAAUAGUGGGGUUUGGAGUAGUUUGUGUGGAUUUGUGUAUUGGGGAGGAAUUUAAUUGAAUUAGCUGCAGCUGGUCUCAGCUUUAGGCUUAUCAAAAGGGAAGCUGGGUUUGAAAUGCUAAAUACGUAAAAUGGUUGAAGUUUUAGAAUGUGAGGUGUGAGGAACAUUUGCAUUUUUAGAUAAAUUAGGUUAGCUUGAAUUUCAAAGAAAUGGUGAGAUAUUACACCUAGCCGUAAGAAGCUAAGCCAGUGUGUUUAUUUUUCCCAAAGGUUACUGAUAAUAUGAGUAAUAUGCAAGAUUUAUAUUAUGAGAAAAAUAAAGUUGCAAAAACAU
Molecule: messenger RNA, 3873 nt
Organism: Carcharodon carcharias (great white shark)
Lineage: Eukaryota; Metazoa; Chordata; Chondrichthyes; Lamniformes; Lamnidae
Product: zinc finger protein 271-like
Exons: 3
Coding region: 1317-2984 (555 amino acids)
Source: RefSeq, a predicted model, not a curated record